AUGGAUUCAAUUUUUGAAGCAUCAGAUUCAGGUUCAUUCGCGUCAUAUUAUCGAAGUAUACUUUGUAAUACGCAGAACAUCAAUAACAAAGCAUUGCAAAAGAUUCUUGAAAAAAGUGGUUCAUCAGCUUUUUUUGUUGAUCGAUCCAUUUCAUUAUUUAAUUCCCACUAUUCCAAAAAUGAAGAAUAUACAUUAAUCGAUGAAUUCCGCAAGAAGGUACCACUAACUACAUAUAAUGAUUUUGAAGUUUAUAUUAAUCGAAUGAUUUAUGGUGGAGAGAAAAAUCUGCUCACUUCCAAUACCAUUUAUUAUUAUGCUAUAAGUUCUGGUACUACAGCAACGAAGAAAUUUCUUCCUUUCUCCGAAUCUAUGUUGAAAGAACGUUCGAUAAACAUACGCAUUGGACGAUCCGUCAUUUGGAGAUCUCUUUCACCAUCAUCAUUUCCAUCACCUGAACAAUUAUCAUUUGAAUUACAAAGUACAAGACGAGAAGAGAUGUUUUAUAAAGCGAAAGAUGGAACACCGAUGGGUCCUCUCACUCAAGUUUUUUCCAUUGUACCGUUUGAUUCUGAAACGAGAAGAAUAAUAUUUGAUUCUAAUGUUAUAGCACUCGAUCUUAUCAAAAGAGUUGGUCAUUUUGCAAGGGGGAAAAUGCAAACUUUAAAGCAUAAAGUACCGUAA
Messenger RNA from Adineta steineri, 681 nucleotides. Lineage: Eukaryota; Metazoa; Rotifera; Eurotatoria; Adinetida; Adinetidae. The record is from the annotation of a GenBank genome assembly.